ACAAUAAUGUUGAUAGCGACUGAUGUGUUGGUUCUUGCCUUCUUUAAUAACAAAAAUUUCUUAUUCUCUGACAGUUAAUAAUUAUACUAAUUGUAUGGUUUUACUUUAAUGUUUGCUAAAAAACAGACCUUAUUUGAUUGAAAUUAAGUUCUAUAUAAGAAUUCAUUAAAAAUGAUGAAGGUUAGAUUAUUACUAAAAUCUACUUAAAUUACUUAAUCUACUUAUACUUUUUUUCGAAUUAUUGGAAAUUAUUUAUUUGUUUUAUAGGUUUUCAAGGCAGUGAAAUGUUCUUCAGAUGAAUGGGCCCUUACAAAUUGUGUAGUUGCAAAUGAAGAGGACUUCCGCAGUGAUACAAAGUAUAUAAAACUUUUUUUAUGAAAAAAAAAAACUAAAAUUAUGUUUUAAAUUCAAUUAAAUAAAAAUUAUUCUAGGUACAUUGAAAUCCAACACCAAAUCAAGCCAAAUCAAAAGUUUUGGUUUACAUUGUUAUUUAUUAAAAAUAAUUGUCCCCCACGAGGAUGCAUAGCAUUUUCUAUGAGUCAACGUGAAUGGGGUCAAUUAUCGAUCAAUCAGCCAAUCAAUGUCACCUCUUAUCCUGAAAAUACGACAAUUGACUUUUUAUGUACAAUUGAAGCUGAAAUUGACUAUUAUAACAAAAAGUAAAUUCUUGUAUAAAUAAAUAUUUUGAUAUGUUAAAAAAAAUGCAAAUCAUUUUAGACCAGGGAAAAAUGACCAGAUCGAUACAGACAUGAUGGCCAGAGAGUUUUUAAGUCGUUUAACAGAUCAUGUUUUAUCUGUCAGUCAACCAUUAUUGUUCCAUUUAUCAGACAAGCCACUUUUGAUAAUUAAAAUCAAAUGCCUUGAAGGUAAAUAUUCUAUAAUAAUUUGUACAUGUGACUUGGGAAUUGUAAUUUUUAUGAUUAUUUAUGAUAUAAGGGAACUAUUUUAAAGAGUAUAUUUUUGUAAAAAAAUAUUAAUAAAUUAAUUCUAUCAACUUCUUACUUAUUAUAUUCCUUAAGAGCUUUUAGUUAAUUAUUAAAGAAAAUUGUUACUGUAUUUAUUAUACCGUCGCAUAAAAAAUGGUUAUUUUAAAAAAAAUGUCCUCUAUGAUUUUUGGAAGACAUGGGGUGGAUAUCUAAUUUAUUUUAAAUUAUAUGAAUCUAGGAUAAAAAAGCCACUGACAAAAAAUCCAAGAGUAAAAAGCUAUAAGAUAAAAAACCAUUAACAAAAAACACACAAUAGGCUAUACAGGUCUCGUUGAUCAAUUUUGUUUUUGUUAUAAUAAAUAUAAAAAUAAUUAUAGAGGCCUGAAUUUAGUACAAAAUACAUAUCAUUGGUGACACCGAAAAAGGAUCUAAGCAACAUUGCUUCACUAUUAGAUUUAGUAAUGUGUUUUUCAUCCAUUGUUCAUGUGUAAAAACAACUGUGACCAUUAUUUAACUAAUAAUUUGAGUUUUAAGUUUGAGAUAAAUGUAAACAAAACUUAAUUUUUUUUUUUUUAUUGUAAAAUAUAAAUAACAUAAUCACAUAAUAAGCUGUUUACAAUAAAAUAAAAAUAUCUACCUCCCUUAAGCGCAAUUUUGUCUUCUCAAUUAUAAGGUCUAAACAAAAUAAAAGCUAAUCAACAUUCCUUAUUCAUAUUAAGGACGCACAAAUAAAAAGAAAGUAUUCAAUGAAAAAAUUCCUUAUUCCAACCGAAAAAAGUUAUUGCCAAUCCAAAAAAAAAAAAUAUUUUUUUGAUUCUCCUAAAAACUAUGAAUUAUGUCACUUAGACCAGUGGUCUUCAACCUUUUGGGACUCACGACCCACUGUUUUAGGCGUAAAUUAUUCGUGACCCACAUAAGGCAUUCAUAAAAAAAAAAAAAAAAACGUUUGAAAAAAAAAAAAAAAAAAAUCUAAAAAAAAACAAAAAAAAAAUCUAAAAUUACUUAAUACUUUGUAGUAGUACUGUUAUAACUGAAUAAAUAAAAAUAAAAAAAACUUUUUAACUAACAUUUAUUCGUCUUUAAACACAGCGACAACAUCAAAAAUGUUAGUAGAUUAUGGGACUCUUUAACGAUAAUAUUAUAAUAUAUUUAUUUUAUUACUAGCUUGGUUUACUCGUAAAUUAUUAUAUUUAAUGUCAUACUGCGUAGAAUCAUAUCAGUAUAUGAAACAUAUACUGUGAUUUGAAAUUCAUUAAUACUAUUAUAUUUUUGAAUACAAAUUAUAUAAUAUUGUUUAUACUUAAUAUAUUACAAUAAUUUUCAAACUGUGUUUUAAUUUAUUAAUUUUCUAAGUUUAAUAAUUAAACAAUUAUUUGUAUACCUUAUAUAAUUGUAUAAACUUAAUUUUUAUUUUAAAAAGAAAACUUAUAGCGACCCAAUUUUUAAGCUUACGCAACCCAAAAAUGGGUCGCGACUCACCAGUUGAAGACCACUGAUUUAGACCCUUUGCCGUAUUACUAUCGAUAUUUUAGCCUUUUCACGAGAUUCACAAGGUUUGUCUGUGCCUUUUAUCCAAUUACCAAAUUAUAUUAAUGAUUAUUGAUAAUUAAUAACAAUACAAAUAAAUAAUAUUAAGUGAUCACUAUCACUGUUCAGUGUUUACUAUUUAAACUACACACAAGGUUUGGGAGGGCUAAACCAAUUCAAUUCAUGAUGAAAUUAUGAGACACCAUUAUUUUUGGCUAAGACAGUGGGACGUGAAUAUUCCACACAUUUUUGGGAGGGUUAUUUGUUGAUGGAUUCGAAAUAAGUAUAAGCCUAAAUUUCCACCUUAUUUACAUCUAUAUUGUCUUUACAAAAACUUAAGGAGUAGAAAUUCUUUUAGCUGUUUAGUAAAGUGGGACAAAUAAAUGUAUGAUGCAUCAAAAUAUUUUUCUCCUAAAAAUGUUGAGUUAGCCACACCACUGUUAAUUAAUUAAUAAGUUAAUUAAUAAUGAUGGUCUAUUGGUUCAAGCCAGUUAAAAUUUAGCAAUUGUUUCUUAAAUAAUAUUAGAUUCUAAAAGUAUAAAAUGGAAACCUAAAUACAAAAUUAUAUAAAAACAAAAUUAAAAAAGAAACUUUCUAAUAUAACAAACUUUUGUUAGAUUAAAAGCUACUAAAUUAAUUUUAAAAAUAAUAAUUAUUUGAACACUAAAUUUAGGUUAACUCUUUAACGUAAGUCAAUUAUAUUAUUAUAUUUAUUUUCAUCUAAACUUGAUCUAGUUUAUGAAAAAGUGAUGUAUUGUAAUUCUGAUAACUUAAUUUUUUAUAAGUAUUUUAAAUUAUAGCUAUCUUUAUUAAAUACCCACAUUCUAAAAUUCAAUCAUACGGAAAGAAAUAUUAAAUCAAAUUUCUAGUUUUUAUAAACGAAUAAGAAGUGUUAUUGUAUUAUAUGAAGUCUGAGUAAAAUAUGUUGAAUCCUACAAGUUGAUUCUAUUCAUAAAACUUGAAAUAUUAUUAAUAGACAUAAUAUGUUAAAGGAAAACUAAAAAUAGAUACUAUUAAAAACCAAUUUACUGUUCCAUAAAUAAUUAUUCAUUUUAUGUUUAUGUAUUAAUCAUAAGUAUUAGUUAAACAGAGAUUUAUUUUAAAAUUAAGACAGAUAUAUUGAUCAGAUUUGUUAUAUAUAUUUCCAGGUGUAAAUCCUCAAGAUAUUAAUUCUGGAUCAAAACCUCGAUCAAUUCAAUAUGGAAAAUGUUUAAGUAAUACUAAUAUACGUUUUCAUGGUGGCUCCACUUCACUAAUGUUGUUAGGAAAGGCAAAAUGGUAAGUUUUUUUUUAUGAUUUAUAAUAUUUUUCUUAAGCUUAAAAAUGUUUACUUUCUAGUCAAGAACAGCGUGUAUCAAUCAUAAAUCCUGAUUUUAAUUUCAACAAAAUGGGGAUUGGUGGUUUAGAUAAUGAAUUUAAUGCUAUUUUUAGAAGGGCUUUUGCAUCUAGAGUAUUUCCAGCAGAGAUUAUUGAACAACUUGGUAAAUUCAAGUUAAAUUUAAAAAAUUAUUUAUUCAUUGAGCUAAACAUGUUUCUUUGCAAACAGGAUGCAAACACGUCAAAGGUAUUUUAUUAUAUGGUCCACCUGGAACUGGUAAAACAUUGAUGGCUAGACAAAUCGGGCAAAUGUUAAAUGCACGUGAACCAAAAAUUGUCAACGGUCCACAAAUUUUGGAUAAAUAUGUUGGUGAGUCUGAAGCAAAUGUUAGAAGGCUAUUUGCUGAUGCAGAAGAAGAAGAAAAGACUGUAUGUUUAAUUAUUAAUAGUAAUUAAUAUUUAUUUUAAUUAUAUAAAAUAUUUUUAGUCUGGCGCAAAAAGUGGUUUGCACAUAAUAAUUUUUGAUGAAAUUGAUGCUAUUUGUAAAGCAAGAGGUUCUGUUGGAGGAAAUACUGGAGUACAUGACACAGUAGUUAAUCAGUUAUUAGCUAAAAUUGAUGGUGUUGAGCAGCUUAAUAACAUAUUAGUCAUAGGUAUGACGAAUCGAAGAGACAUGAUUGAUGAAGCUUUAUUGAGACCAGGUCGACUGGAAGUAAAUAAUUUUCAAAUUAUUUGUUUACAACAAUUAUAAUUAUAAUUCAAAUUUAGGUACAAAUGGAAAUCAGUUUACCUGAUGAAAAAGGACGACAUCAAAUCUUAAAUAUUCAUACAACUCGAAUGAAAGAGUUUGAAAAAAUUGCUGAUGAUGUUAACAUGGAGGUAAGUACUAUUGUUAAAAUAUCUUAAUUUGAUACAUAUGUUUUGAUGUUUAGGAACUUGCAAUCAAAACUAAAAACUUUAGUGGUGCUGAGCUGGAAGGUCUUGUUCGUGCAGCUCAAUCUACUGCCAUGAAUCGUUUGAUUAAAGCCGACAAUAAAGUGGAGGUUGAUCCAGAAGCCCCAGAGAAACUUAAAGUGUGCAGAGAUGAUUUUUUGCAUGCAUUGGAACAUGAUAUAAAACCAGCGUUUGGUGCUAGUGCUGAGGCUUUGGAACACUUUUUAGCUCGUGGUAUCAUUACCUGGGGACCAUCUGUCAGUGGAAUAUUAGAAGAUGGAUCUUUACUUACUCAGCAAGCACGAGUUACUGAUACAUCUGGACUUGUUUCUGUACUUAUUGAAGGUCCGCCAAAUUCAGGGAAAACUGCUUUAGCUGCAAUGUUAGCUAAAGAUUCAAACUUUCCCUUUGUUAAAGUGUGUUCACCAGAAGAUAUGGUUGGGUUUACUGAAACAGCUAAAUGCUUACAGAUCAGAAAAGUAUGCUUUAACAUAUAAUUAAUAGCGUAUUAGUAAUUAUUAAUAUUAUAUGUUUUUUUAAGAUAAGUAAUAUUCUUAUGGGAAGAAUAAUCAAGUUUAAAGUAACUUUAAUUUGUACAUAAAUUUAACAUUGUAAGGUGGACAAAUAUUUUUAAUUUUCUUCUUAAUUAUUAUAUUAAUUGUAUUUAAUUAAUAAUAAUAAAAAAUAAAAUAUAGCACACAUUAAAAAGAUACCUUUUUUUUUUACGACCUGUAAAAGUAUAUUAUGUGGUAAAAAGUGAAAUACUAGACUUAACAGAACCAAAAACAGGCACUCAAUCAUGAUACUUUAUAGUUUGUUUAUGCUUGAAAUUAAUUGCCUUUAAUAAUACAAUUUUUUUUUUUUAAUUUUUUUUAUUUGCAAUCUAUGUGUUUGUAUACAAUUAUUAAUUACUAUUAUGAAUGAAAUAGGAGAUUUUAAAUUAACUUUUUGAGCCUAUUCCCUUAAAAUAAUAUAUUAUUUUAGUUCUAUGCACUACUGUCUGCUGCUUAUAAAUAUUUAAUAUAAUUUUGUGUUUAUUUUUUUUAGAUCUUUGAUGAUGCAUACAGAUCACAGCUUAGUUGUAUUUUAGUCGACAAUAUUGAACGUUUAUUAGACUAUGGUUCAAUUGGCCCAAGAUAUUCCAAUCUGACAUUACAAGCAUUACUGGUUCUAUUAAAAAAACAACCUCCUAAAGGUAAAAAGCUUUUAGUAUUAUGUACCAGCAGCCGCAAACAAGUACUGGAUGAAAUGGAAAUGUUAUCUGCUUUUACCGCCAUACUUCAUGUUCCUAAUCUCAGUCAACCUGAAGAACUAAUUAAUGUUCUCGAUAAUUUUGAUUUGUUUACUAAACAAGACAUCCACAAAAUAUACAAUCAGAUAUCAGGACAUAAGUAAUUUUUGUUUUUUAUUAUUUUUGACUAAAAAUCAUAAUUUGAUAAUAAUUGUACAAUUUAUUACAAAUGGUUGUAUUUUAUGUUUUCAGAGUAUUUAUUGGUAUAAAAAAAUUAUUGGCUUUAAUUGAUAUGGCUCGCCAAACAGAUCCAAAAGUAAGAGUUAUUAAAUUCCUAACCAAAAUGGAAGAAGAAGGUUGUUUAGAUUUGGGUACAAUGAUUCAUUAGGGGUAUAUAUUGUUAUUAUUUUAAAAAUUAGUUCAACAAAUAAACCGUAAUACUACAACAUAAUACUAGAGCUUAUAAAAUAAUAUGUAAACAAAAACAUUCCCUUAUUAGUGAAUUUAUAGGGGACUUUAUUGUUUUCAAAUGCAAAUCCAGUAUUAUUCCAAUUUUUAUAUUUAACUGAAGUCUUAUUGAAUCUACUUUAUGUUAUACUCUUUACAAGUUUUGUCCAUUUCAUUGUUUUAUGUAUAAUUUUAUGUUAUAUUAUAUUAUUAAUUUUUAAUUCAUAUUAUAUUGGCUAUAUAUUUUUAAUUUUUGUAUAACAAUAAUGUAUUAUGUUAUUAUUUAAUAUUUUUGAUUCCUACUUAUUUAUAAUUACUAGGAUAUUUUGUAGUUUGGUUAUUAAUAUUAUUAAGUAGCUACAAAAUCAAAUUCUUUAAAUUUGAAAAAAUACUAAUGCUCAUCAGUGGCAGUGAAAUAGUCAUGGCAUAAUUAUAGUUUCUAAAAUACUAACAUUUAAUAUCAAAGUCUAUUAUAUAGUUUAGUAUAUUAUACUAUUUAUUGUAUUAUUUAUAUAGUAUAAUAUCUAUAAUAAAUUAUAAAAGUAUAUUAUAUUAUGUUUAGAAAUAAAAAAACUUUUUCUAAUUUCAAUAUUUAAUCAAUUUUCAUGUUUUUAAAGUAAAAUCUCUUAAAAAUAGUUUCUAUACAAAUCUUUCUACUCGUAAAUAUAUUUAUAUUGUUAGUUGUUAAUAAUAUUACCAAUCUUAUAAAUCUAAAUCAACAACUUUUAUGUAUUUUUCACUCAUAUUUUAUUAUAAUUCCAAUAUCUAUUACUUUUGGGUACCUUUUAAUUUUAGCAAAAUAUGUUUUGGUUAAACUAAUUUAAUUCAUAUUGAAUAAAUCCAAGGCAAUAAACUAAAAUAAUAUU
This is a messenger RNA of Cinara cedri, 7247 nucleotides long. The record is from the annotation of a GenBank genome assembly. NCBI's taxonomy places the organism in Eukaryota, Metazoa, Arthropoda, Insecta, Hemiptera, Aphididae.